ACCAACUUCUCUCUCUCUCUCUCUUCUUCCAUUUGCAGGUUCGCGCCCUCUCUCUUCUCUCUGAAUCCUCUGUUUUUCUGUUCAUUCUGAACGGAAGAGAACCCAAAAACCCUAUUCAUCCUCACAGAGAUGGGAAAGUACAUGAAGAAAUCGAAGCUUACAGGUGACAUUGCAGUCAUGGAAGUGUCGCCACAGUCCUCUCCUGGAGUCCGUACAAGAGCUGCUAAAACCCUUGCCCUACAGCGCCUCAACAAACCCUCCUCUCAAUCCGCCGCUUCUUUGAGCCUUAAAGCGGCGUCCUCUUCUUCCUAUUUGCAGCUGCGCAGCCGCCGCCUUGAAAAGCCGCCGAUACUCAGGCACCUCCACUCCGGCGAGUGCUUCAGCUUGACUAAUUCUCGGUUGGUGCAGGAUUCCGCAAACUCGGCGUCGUUGGGCGUUGGGGAGGAAUCGGAGAAGAGGAUUUUUGGUGUGGAAACAGAGAAUGGAAGUGUUGCGGAUGUCAAGAACCUUCUGGAAUUUGGAGUAGGAAAUGGGAAAACUGCAGAAAAAAUACCCAGCAGCUUUGUUAGGGAAUUGAGCACCAUCGAAACAAGUCUUUCAACGAGGAAGGCGGAGAUGGAUUCACGUACAAUGGACUCAAGAGUGGAGAUGGAGUUGCUUAGAAAUAUAAAUAUCCCUACCUCCAAGGAUAUAGAGGAGUUCUUUGCACACGAAGAGCUAUGGCAUCAAAGAACAUUUAUUCAGAAGUAUAACUUCGACUUUGCGAAUGAUACGCCUCUUCAAGGACGAUAUGAAUGGCUGCAAGUGGGUCCUUAAAUAGCUAAGAUCUCGAAUGCCUCUGUAUCAAGCUCAUUUGGGGAUUAUAGGAUGGGUUGAAGACGGGCAAUGAGCUGAUUUGGGACAUCUCAUACUAACCAGCUAUUAAUCCAUCUUGUGUAGUUAGAGCAACAUUUGGAAAAUUGGUAGUCUUCACUAACGCACUGCAUGUAUCACUGUAAUGUGUAAUAUUUUCCCUCAACUGUUGCUGUUGUCUAUAGUGUUGUCUGGCGAGUUUGUCUUGGAAAUUAGUAAUAAAAAUGAAGUUACUUCAAA
Momordica charantia (bitter melon) is the source of this 1092-nucleotide messenger RNA. RefSeq names its product inhibitor/interactor with cyclin-dependent kinase (gene ICK6). Gene Ontology annotation, cellular component: nucleus. NCBI's taxonomy places the organism in Eukaryota, Viridiplantae, Streptophyta, Magnoliopsida, Cucurbitales, Cucurbitaceae. Gene Ontology annotation, biological process: negative regulation of cyclin-dependent protein serine/threonine kinase activity. Gene Ontology annotation, molecular function: cyclin-dependent protein serine/threonine kinase inhibitor activity. The record is from RefSeq and is a predicted model, not a curated record.